AAAUUAAUCUUUGCUCCUAUCUUUUCCUAUCAAUUAACUAGAAACCAGUUAUAUACCUCUCCAUCAAAACCCCUCUCUAGCAAUGGUUCCUCAAAACCAACAGGCUCAGCGAACUCAACCGCAACCGCAACCGCUGCCACGUAAGGGUAUGAACCCCGUCCUAUGCAUCAUCGUCGCCCUCGUCCUCUUAGGACUCCUUGUGGGUCUUGCUAUAUUGAUCACAUACCUCACCCUCAGGCCCAAGAAACUAGUCUAUACGGUAGAAGCCGCCUCGGUCCAAGAUUUUGCCAUAGCCAAGGACGAUCACAUUAGCGCCAAAUUCAAUUAUGUGGUCAAAUCCUACAACCCGGAGAAACAUGUCACCGUGAGAUACCACUCCAUGCGCAUCUCCACAGCUCACCAUAACCAGUCCGUGGCUCACAAGGAGAUCUCUGCCUUCAAGCAGCGUCCUAAGAACGAGACAAGGAUUGGGACACAGCUUGUGUCGCACAACGUGGCAUUGUCUAAGUUUAAUGCUAAAGACUUGAGGGCUGAAACGACCAAAGGGCUGAUCGAAAUGGAAGUGUAUAUAACGGCUAGAGUGAGCUACAAGACGUGGAUUUUUAGGUCGAGGAGACGUACGUUGAAGGCUGUAUGCACGCCGAUAAUGAUCAACGUUACGGCCAACUCUUUGGAUGGAUUCCAGAGAGUUUUAUGCAAAACUCGCCUUUAGUUUGGAUUAUUUAUCAACUUGAGUUGGUUCCAUUUGUGUGCAUCAUAUGUGUAUCGAAUUAAUAUGCUAUGUGUCCUUGAUUGAUUGUGUCAUUGUGUGUAUGUGUGUGUGCUUCUUUUGAAUUUCUUCUUUGUUUUGUCUUUAUCGUUUCAUUAUUAUUCUUUUUAUAUGAAAAAUGUUUUAUAUAUGCAUGUAUCAAAUUAAGUUUUAUAUAUGUAUAUAUCUAAG
This is a messenger RNA of Eruca vesicaria subsp. sativa (arugula), 940 nucleotides long. NCBI's taxonomy places the organism in Eukaryota, Viridiplantae, Streptophyta, Magnoliopsida, Brassicales, Brassicaceae. The record is from the annotation of a GenBank genome assembly.